CUGUGACAGGCAGAUUUCUGAAUAUUGCACCGCCCAUUAACAUUUACUGUCUAGUUGUUUCUUCAAACUCUUCAGAGUGCAUCAUUGUAUCUGAGGCACUGAAAAGAAUCAUCAUGCCACUUAAACCUUUUAAAAUCUUUAUAUUGAUGUGUGGAUUUUGUUCCCGAUUCUAUGCUAUCGCAUAUCCACCUAUUCAAACUGCCCAAAAGGAAGUUCUGCGUGGCGUUGAUGUGUCUUUGCGAUGCGAGGUCUCUUUCCUGUCUGAAUCCUCAACAUUGCAGUGGGAGAGAGAUGGAGAACAAACAUCAAACACCACUCUACUGUACAACAACUCUGCCUACAUCAUCUUACACACCGUUGAUGAACACAAUCAGGGCAAAUAUUACUGUAGAUUGAUGGAAGAUGGAAGAGUAGCAACGGUUAGGAUUCACACGCUUAAUCUCAGUUCAAAUUCAUACAAUGGAAAUAAUAAAUUUAAAUUUAAUACCAUUUACAGACACAGCUCUAAUAAUAGUGACGUAUCACUGAUCUGCAAGUCUAAAAAGGAAUACAAUAGCUGGAAGUGGACCUGGGAGCCGAGGCCUAAUUCACAGACUGAUCUGAUAGCAGUUGAACAAGGAAGAGAAGUUCAAGUUAAAGGACCAAUUAAACCAGGAAGACUUUCUUCAACCACAUACAAUAGUCAAGUUUUUAUCUUUCACAUCUCACCUGUGAACUUCAAUUAUAGUGGGACAUACAGGUGUAUUGCAAAAGAUAUAAAUAUUCCAUAUACAACCACAAUGCUUCACACCAUCAGAGUCUCAGUAGAGCCCUCUGAUGGUGUGUUGGGGAAAAGGUCAGUGAUUCUCACCUGUGAAGUUUCUGAAGUGACUGAUUCAGUGAUGCUGGUCUGGCUCAGGAUGGAGGGGAAUAGAGGAGUGCUGGGAAAACAGCAAAUUAUGACUGAGAAAAACAACAAGUUACAACUCACAGUGAAUCUGUCCAGCAAUGAAACAGACCCGCUGCACUGGCAGUGUGCAGUUUUUACUGAGGAUACACUCAGAGCUCUGGCUCCUAUAACAAUCAGUAUUUCCUCAUCAUCAGGAACCUCUACUGUACCAAACCAAGAAUUCAACAGAUAUGCAAAGGCUACUGUAUCAUCUGUUUUGGUUCUGUGUGCGGGGAUUCUGCUUGGAGCUAUAUUGUAUUACCUUUACAGAAAGCGAAUGUCAGUGCACUCGGACCCUCAGGAGUCUGAACCAGUCUAUAUCAACAUCAGCCAAAUGAGGAAAGACAGAGUAGAGCGCAGCAACACACUGGGAAACAGAGAAAAGAGUCCUGAAAUGUAUCGCCAUGUAAGAAGAAACAGAUAUGGUAAGAUCUUUUACAUCCAAGAAUUCCAAAAUAUCAUCUCAAGUCAACAUCAUCUCAUAAAGAUAUUUUUCUGCAGAAAAAACAAACAUAAAAUAUAG
Rhinichthys klamathensis goyatoka is the source of this 1451-nucleotide messenger RNA. RefSeq lists its product as uncharacterized. The transcript has 8 exons. NCBI's taxonomy places the organism in Eukaryota, Metazoa, Chordata, Actinopteri, Cypriniformes, Leuciscidae. The record is from RefSeq and is a predicted model, not a curated record. Gene Ontology annotation, cellular component: external side of plasma membrane; membrane raft. Gene Ontology annotation, molecular function: protein tyrosine kinase binding; MHC class II protein binding. Bases 114 to 1451 code for a protein of 445 amino acids. Gene Ontology annotation, biological process: T cell activation; positive regulation of ERK1 and ERK2 cascade; interleukin-15-mediated signaling pathway.